CGAACGGUCAUACUCGAACGAGACGAAGACGACGACGACGCAACUUGUAGCAGUAAAAAUAUUUAUAAGAUUUUGCCGUGUUUAACCGAAUUAACCAAUGUAAUAAUCUAUAGAAAUUAAAGUGAAAAUGUGAACGUUGUGUUUGCUUUCGAAAUGACAUCCGUUUAAAAUGCAUUUCAACGCAAUAGCUCGCUGUGAAAAUUUCGUACAGGCGAAAAAGAGCCGAUUUUUAGUGGAAGAAGAAGAAGCAGCAGCAGCAGCCGAACAGGCAGUAAAAGCAAUCGUCGAAUACACGGACAAAGCGCACGGCGAAUGAAAGGCGUGUGAAGAGAAAACUUGCAAAAAUUACACCAACAACACAGCGGCGGCAGGCGAAAAAGUGUGUUUAGAAAAGAAAUUAAAAACACACGAACAUAUACAUACACACACUCAAGCGUACGAUAAACAUACACUCGCUCACACAAUUCAAAUCGAAGCUAAGAGAAUUGGUGCAAAAGGCAAAUUAAAAGAACAACAAAAAAACGAAGUAAAAUAGCGCGCGGUUUAAUAAUAAAUAAUUAUAUGUAUGCGCGCAAAACAUGUGAGGAGCCGGGGAGCCGCUAAUACAAAUACGAAUACGAAAAAUCAAUGAAGAUUGUAAUAAAAUUCCGUAUUCUCGCUAUCGCUCCUCCCUCUCUCGCACCGAACUCGCUCCCGCUCUCUCCUCUCUCACUCUCUUCUCCUCUCUUUCGCGAGCGCAGCAGCAGCAGCCUCUCGACGUGUGUUUGUGUUUCUUGUUGAUUUUGUGAUAAAAUUGCAAUCAGCAGCACACGACACUCGCCAAAAUAUUAGUAUUUCAAAGUAUUAGCAGGGCGAUCGACAAAAUAAAGCAGAUAAACCAACAGUAAUCGGCUAAAGUGGUUGUGCAAGAAGAAGCAGCAACAAUCAGGCAAAAAAAUACCUGAAAAAAAAUAAACGGUAAAACGAAGAAGUGGCGACACACACACACAAACGGCGGAGAGCGCGCUAAAAAGUUUAUUAAGUAAAUAACCAAAAGCAAAAGGCACACAGUGCGUUCCAAGCCACAUUCAAUUUAACCAGCCAAAAGGGCACAGUCAAAAUAUAUAUUUUUAUUAAAAAUGGUGGAAGUAAUAGAGCGGCGGAGAACGGCUGCGUGAGCCCAAAGCGCGGCCAAUUAAAAAACAACAACAGCACACAGCAGUAACAGCAGCCGCUGAAGAGGAAGAAGAAGAAGAAGACGACGACGAAGAAGCUGAAGCAACCGAAGAGGAGGAAGAAACAGCAAGAGCCUCGAAAAGUACAUAAAAAAAGUAUAAAAAAUUUAAAUACGGUGGAAGUUGUCGGUAGACAGAAAGCGAACUAGCGACGAAAAGGAGAGGCGAGAAAACCCAAGCUCCGAAAACAGAAAACCACCUAACCAACGCAACAGCAAUAGCAACUAGGAACGCAGCCAACAAGCAACAUUCAACAUCCAGCAGCAACAUCACACAACAUGUACGGCAAAUCAAAGACAUCGGCGGUUCCAUCGGACGCCCAGGCCCGCGAAAAGUUGGCCCUGUACGUGUACGAAUAUCUGCUGCACGUUGGCGCCCAGAAGGCGGCACAGACAUUCCUCUCGGAGAUCCGAUGGGAGAAGAACAUAACGCUCGGCGAGCCACCGGGAUUCCUGCACACCUGGUGGUGCGUCUUCUGGGACCUCUACUGUGCGGCACCCGAGCGCCGGGAUCAGUGCGAUCACAGCUCGGAGGCCAAGGCCUUCCACGACUAUGGCUUCGUCAGCUCCGGCUACGGAGUGAACGGAAUUGGACCGGGUGGCCCGCACAAUGCCGGCGGACCGGCGCCCAGCCCACUGGGACAGAUGCCGCCCGGCGGCGAUGGAGGUCCAAUGGGACCCGGCGGACCAAUGGGACCGAACUUCUUCCCAAACUCGACGAUGCGGCCGUCGCCACCGACGCACGCCUCCAGUCCACAGCCGCCGCCGUCGCAGAUGAUGCCCGGCCAGCCGCCGUUCAUGGGCGGACCCCGAUAUCCGGGCGGACCGCGGCCCGGCGUGCGUAUGCAGGGCAUGGGCAAUGAGUUCAAUGGCCCUCCUGGUCAGCCCAUGAUGCCCAACAGCAUGGAUCCCACCCGGCCAGGCGGCGGGAUGGGGCCGAUGAAUCCGCGCAUGAACCCGCCACGCGGUCCCGGCGGCAUGGGCCCGAUGGGCUAUGGCGGUCCGGGCGGAAUGCGAGGCCCUGCACCCGGACCCGGCGGAAUGCCGCCCAUGGGCAUGGGCGGUGCGGGCGGUAGACCGCCCCAAUGGCAGCCAAAUGCUUCGGCGCCACUGAACGCGUACUCGUCAUCAUCGCCAGGAAACUAUGGACCCGGGCCGGGUUCGAAUGGACCGCCGGGACCGGGAACGCCCAUCAUGCCGUCGCCGCAGGAUAACACGCAAGGCGGACCAGUCGGAGGACCGGGUGACAGCAUGUACGCCCUGAUGAAGCCCGAAUUCCCGAUGGGUGGCGGGCCGGAUGGCGGCGGUGGAGGAGGCGGGCCCGGCGGCAUGGGUCCGAUGGGCGGCGGGCCGAAUUCAAUGGGCCCUGUACUUAAUGGCGGCGGCGGACCCGACGGCUCCGGCCUGGACGGCAUGAAGAACUCGCCGGCUAACGGAGGACCAGGAACGCCGCGCGAGGACUCCGGCAGCGGCAUGGGCGACUACAAUCUGGGCGGAUUCGGCGGACCCGGCGAGAACGAUCAAACGGAAUCGGCGGCCAUUCUGAAGAUAAAGGAGAGCAUGCACGAGGAGGCCAAGCGGUUCGAGAAAGAUACAGAUCAUCCGGACUACUUCAUGCCAUAACAACAUCACCAACAACAGCAGCAGCAACAGCAGCAGCAUCAGCAGCAUCUCAACACGGUGGCAGCCGCUGUGGCAGCUGUGGUGGCGGCUGCGGCGUCCAACGGAUCGGCGGGCAGCUCCUCGGCCGCUUCCAUUGCGGCUGCUGCUCUUGGGGCCGCCGCCUCCAAUCUGCUCAGCAAUGGCAACAACAACUUCUGAAGGCGAGACCCACACACAACACCACACAGCAAAUAAGAACGCGGUAGUAGAAAUCCUUGAUACAUAAGCAUAAAGUAAUUAACAUUUAACGCAUGUAUGAGAAAUAGAGAAAAGCGAAGCAAAAAGGAAAAGAACCCUUAAAUAUAAUAGACUAACGCAGCAAAUGUAAAAUUGUGAAAGGAUCAUGCGGACGUAGAAGCGUUCUGUUGCCACUGCCACUGUCCUUCGUCCUGGAUUUCUCGCUGUUGAUUUUAGAUAAGUUCGUUUCGUUGUUGUAUUCUAUGCUUAAUUUUAGUUUUCGGUCAAAAAUUCAACUCGCAAAAGGCACUACAAGGUGAAGUGGACAGGGCAGUGGAGGACAGAAUCGAAGUGUUCCCCAGCAGAACUCGAGAUACUACCGAAAAGUAAAGAAAACAAAACCAAGCAGGCAAAAAUAGUAAUUGUAAUGAACAAACGAGCACAGUCGAACUUCUGUAUGUCAAACUAGAACUAGAAAUACGAGCAAAAUCUGUAAAGAAACUUGAAGUUCUCUUUUUGAUUCGACUCACAGAUAUUCGACUGCACUAAAGUAAUAUAAAACAUGUAUGCAACAAGUUUAGUGAGCCUUGUGUUUAGUUUAGUUGUUGCGAACAAUCACCUCACCCCACACCAAACUCUCCAGAUCCUAUCCCCGUAUUUAUACCCAUUCACUUGCUUGUGUAGAAAAUCGAAAUCAUAAUCGCAGAUCAAUUGUGUUUGUUAAGCAAGCAGCAGGCAUACGAAUGGAAUAUUUAUAAUGAUAUGCAUAAUACCUAGUGGAGUACAUAGUUAGCAUUAUUGGACUUGUAUAUGGAUAGUCUGCAGCCCUCACUCAUACACAUGUGCGCCCUUCUUGAACUGCCCCAUUUUGCAGAAUGGGUAAUGUCUAGAUCGCUAGUUUUGCUUGGCCCAAAUUUUAUUAUUAUUUUUAAUUCGUAUUGUACAAAUUGUAAACUUGGCACUUCUAUUCUGUCUGCCCCGUCUGUGCUUGUAUGUUUGUUUGUUCAAAACGCGUAUCUGUUGUAUUGCUUAGUGUCUUUUUUUCUCAUUUGUCGUAUGUGUAAUGUAUGUAUUUAUAUUUUAACCAAACAACUGAAAUGAAAAUCGUUAUUUAAGUUCCUUCCAACGGCGAGCAAUACCAGUUGUAUGAGAUAUGACACGAUCUUUGCGAUUCCCCUCACUUUGGAGAGCGGCAACAGUUUGCACUCGUUUCGAUUUCCUCACGGCAUUGUGUGUGCAUUAGGGCAGCGAAAGAAAAAAUGAUAUAGAAAGCUAUAUGUAAACAUUAUAUAUAGACAGAAACCGAAACAGAAACGGAUACAGAUGUAGCCUAUUGUAUGCACUAAUUUAUUGCAGAUAGCUACGCGCAUUACUAUAAGAUUUAGCUGUUUAAUAUGCAUAUAAAGUAUAUAUUAUAUAUUUCGUAAAGGCAGCAGCGUGAGCAGCAACAAUUGUAGAAACAUAACCUAAUGCAAAGUUUACUUCAGAAUAUCAAACACACUUAACACGAAUGCUGUACAAACAAAAGUCUUAAAGUGCAUAAAAUAUAUAUAUAAAUAAAGCUGUCUGUGCUUGCAUCCUUCUGGCGAUACAGCGCGUUUUGCAUUCAUAGGAGAAACCAAGCAACCCGUAUAGUAGCAUUAGAUUCGAAGCUAACUUGUAAGCCCAGCAACAUAAACAAAUCAAAAGGAAUACCUAUAAAGAAGCGAAUAAAAUUUCUUUAUAGCAAAAACACACACACACAUUAACACCCCCACACACCACACAAAUCAAUUGAUAAAAUAAUUAAAAAACAAGAAGAAAAAUGGAAGAAAUCUAUUUUAAAUAUUGUAUAUGUUUAAUGUGUCGGAAUUUAAAAUAUGUACGAGCGCGCGGAGUGGAGAACUUUAUAGUAUGUGCUGCAUGAAUUAUAUCUAAAUUAUAGUAUGGAUAGUAUGGAACGCCGCAUCCAUGAUGCGACAAGCGAAACAACUUAAAUAGUGACUAAGUUAAGUUUAUUUACUAACGCUUAAGGUUGGAGCGUUUCAAUUGCUGGAUCUAUAUAAACCACAAAACAAAAUCUAAUGUAUAAUGGAGCGGAAUUAAGUAAACAAAAGUAUAAGUCGUCGCCCAAACCCACAAAUAACAAAAACAAAAAAAUUGCAAAAUGUAACACAGAAAAUCGAAAAAAUAAUGAAGGGAAUACAAAAAAAACCGAUUGAAUAUGGAAAUAUGUUUAAAUAAGUAUUUUAGUGUUAAUUAUACAAUUUACAAGUACACAACACAAACAAAAACAACAACAAUAUAAUAUAAAAUGAAAUAAAGUUUUAAAACAAUAUUUGUAAAAAGUAAAGAA
This is a messenger RNA of Drosophila biarmipes, 5387 nucleotides long. It is a transcript of the gene Ssdp, whose product is annotated as single-stranded DNA-binding protein 2. Gene Ontology annotation, cellular component: nucleus. Gene Ontology annotation, molecular function: protein binding; single-stranded DNA binding. Gene Ontology annotation, biological process: positive regulation of transcription by RNA polymerase II. The record is from RefSeq and is a predicted model, not a curated record. Lineage: Eukaryota; Metazoa; Arthropoda; Insecta; Diptera; Drosophilidae. The transcript is spliced from 2 exons. Bases 1493 to 2836 code for a protein of 447 amino acids.